Molecule: messenger RNA, 735 nt
Organism: Solanum verrucosum
Lineage: Eukaryota; Viridiplantae; Streptophyta; Magnoliopsida; Solanales; Solanaceae
Product: 21 kDa protein-like
Exons: 1
Coding region: 70-699 (209 amino acids)
Biological process (GO): negative regulation of catalytic activity
Molecular function (GO): enzyme inhibitor activity
Source: RefSeq, a predicted model, not a curated record
CUUAUAAGAAAGUGCAAGAACCUUUUCCCAACCAUUCAUCCCCAAUCCUUUUUCCCUCAUCAUUUGAUAAUGGAUUCCUCUACUCCUAAUUGUCAUGGCCUUUCCACAUUUCACAUUUCAUUUUUCUACUUCAUUGUAAUAGCAUCCACAUUGCUAUGCUCAUCAACAGCAACAAGAGACCUUACCAAAAAAUCCGAAUUCAAUACCUCUGAUUUCAUCAAAACCUCUUGUAGCACUACAUUAUACCCCAAAUUAUGCAUUGAAACACUGUCACCUUACUCAAACUCCAUCCAAACAAACCCAAUGGAAUUAGCCAAUUCUGCACUUACAGUGAGCUUAAAAGGAGCUAAAUCAACGACGAACAAAAUCGCAAAGAUGUCUAAAGAGGAAAGCUUAGGUGCAGCAGAAGCACAUGCCUUAACAGACUGUGUGGAAAACAUGGAAGAUUCUGUUGAUGAGCUUCAGAAAUCAUUGUUGGAAAUGAAGAAUUUGAAUGGACCAGAUUUUGAAGAGAAAAUGGGGAAUGUAAUGACAUGGGUAAGUGGUGCUUUGACAGAUGAAGAUACUUGUAUGGAUGGAUUUCAAGAAAAUUCUGCUAUGAAUGCCAAAGUUAAGGCUACUAUUAGAAAUUAUAUUGUUAAUGUAGCACAGUUAACUAGCAAUGCUUUAGCUCUUACCAAAAAUCUUUCCUCUACUUAGUACAUUAAAUAAAUUCACCACUAUAAUUUUUGUUCA